This is a messenger RNA of Pomacea canaliculata, 4568 nucleotides long. RefSeq lists its product as uncharacterized. Lineage: Eukaryota; Metazoa; Mollusca; Gastropoda; Architaenioglossa; Ampullariidae. The transcript has a single exon. Bases 133 to 867 code for a protein of 244 amino acids. The record is from RefSeq and is a predicted model, not a curated record.
CACGCUGUCCAACCUGACCUCGCUUGACCUCACCGCCAACAGCUUUGCGGAGGUGGGGGAGGACGCUUUCGUGGGUGCCUACUGCCUGAACGAACUGUACAUCAGUUCUCCACGAAUGACUUCAGCAAGCUCAUGUUCACCGGCCAGAGAUUCUGCAUCAAAGACCUCAAGAUCCGGCGAGCGGGGCUGACCGUCGUGCCACUGGAGCCCAUCAGGGACCUCGCCAAGCUGCGUUACCUGUUCCUGGACAAGAACAACAUCACGCGGCUGCCGCGUGACGGUUUGCGGGGCAUCACAGCCACGACCAUCUGCUUCAGCGAGAAUCCUCUGCGCUCAGUCGAGCGGGGAGCAUUCAACGGCCUGCGUCCCAAGCUGAACUUGUUGCUGGAGAAGACGGAAGUGAGCGACAUCAGCUUCAUUUUCGAGUACCCACAAGACACGUUCGGAUUUCUGAGCCUCUACGAGUCGCCCAUCCCGUGUGACUGCACGCUUGAGCGCAUUCGCCGCGAGAAACCGGAGAGUUUCCUGUACGGCACCUGCUCACACGGGGGCAAGGCGCUGGACCUUAGGGACCCGCAGUUGGAGGCCGUUCUCCAACAGAAGUGCCACCCAUCGGAGUCUGUCUUCGCCAACAUGUCGUCAUCGCCAUUGUUUGCUCUCAGCACGGUGCAGCCGCAUACAGCAAAACCGCCGGUCAAGCGGGACAAAAAGAGGAAAAAAGUCAAUGAUAGCAAGGACGACGACGACGACGACGGUGAAGAGGGGGAGACGAUGCAGAAGUACACCGCUGACGUCGCCACAAGACCUCACUCUGUAGCCUCAGUGUGGGCUGUGCAGUUCUUGUUGACUGUUUUUGUUUUAACGUGAAGUGUUAUUUACCGGAGACCCUUCAGCCGCAAACAAUGAUAUCUGAGGUAUCGGGAGGGGGGACCCAAACAGACAGAUGACUGUUCGCUGUGGUCGUGUGGGUGCGUUCCUUUCAUCUAUCAGUCGCAGAGAGGGAGGGUAGAGAGAUGAGACGAAAUAUUGAUGGUGUUCAGAACAGCGCCGACUACUCCUGUAAUGGCGCUCAUGUGGGGCGCAGGACUGGAGCAUCAACAAAUUGAAGAUAAUAGCCGGGCUUCACUGAGAUCAGGAUUACCUACCUGAUAAGCUUACUUGCCAGGUGCUAACCUGUCUACCUACCUAACCGCCUGCAUACUUACCUACUUACCAACCAACUCACCUACCUACCUCACCAUUUAGAAGACCUUGGCACAUAGGACUUAUAUGUAUAUCUCACAGUCGUCCAUACAUUCUGCUUACAUUAAACCAAAGGUGUGUGUGUGUAUACGUGUGUGUGAGUGAGAAAGAAAAUUUGAUUUCUCCUCUGUAUGUGUGAAUGCGUUCGUGUGUGUGCAUGCGUAUCACUUGCUGCUUUUGGCCUCUCGUGUCGUGAUGUUUUCUCUAGCCGCGAUCCCCCAGUAAACCUUCUUUUACAAUGGUGGCACUCGAGAUAACCCAUAAAAUCAGGGCUUAAGUUCUUUGUGGCGUGAAAAGCGAAGCAAGAUAUCUGUUCUCUGAGAUUUAGGAGCCUACAAAAUAGCUUACAAGAGAGAAAGAUAGUGAAAGAGAGAAGAAAAUGCCGAAGAAAAGACUGAAUGGAUAAAGACCUCGCUGUAACCACUGUCGAGAUAUUCAUCCUAAGAUUUGAGUGAUCAAACAAGCCUGUCACAUAGGAGUGCACGUUACUCCGUCCCACACUCAGGAGGUAGAAUCUUCCAUCCUAGUAAAUUUUUCUUUGCUAGAAUAAAAAUCCGAUGAAACAGACAAGAUAAUCGUCGAACUAAAAACCAGCUUGAUAGCUAAAUAUUUAUUUAUUGUGGACAAAUUCGUAAAUCCAGACGACUGCCUUCAGGAUGACAAGCAAAUGUCAUGGUGGCCUGAUGAGACUGACAGCGGAGCCUGCCUGACCCACGCUCCUCCCUCCACUGUCCCCAUCCUCCCCUCUUCUCACUUCCACCCCACCCCGUCAGAAAUGUCCGCGUGGCUCGUUAUUCCCCCUACCCCUGGCAAUACGUCACGUGUUAGUGUCACAGACAGUAUUGUGACAAUACACCUGUAUACCACUAUACCCUCUGGGUAUGUAAAGUGUUGAAAAUGUCUUCAAUCUGAUCUCACGUACAAGUCGACCGCUAGGUUUGGUCUGACAAGUCGACUCGCCCAUUGAGACUUAAACUUCAUGUUUAGGACCUCACGUGCACACGAGCCAAAGACGGUUUUGGACAAGGUGCGGCGUGUGACCUUACAUGCAACCUGAUCCUUGACCUAACGUCCCACGUGUGUUACAACCUUGUUUGUACAUUGUAGCCAUCGACACAAGGCAGCUUGGUAAGGAUGUUUCUGAACCUGUGGCACAUAAAGCUCUGUGAAAUAAGAGAAUGGCUUCAAGAGAACCACGACAAAGGAAUGCUGCGACGAGAAGCAUGUUCAAGUCCUCAAGACAAGCAUGUCACUAGAUAGUUCGGAAAAUGGCUACAAAAAAAGGCUAAUGGCGGAGUAUUUAUAAGUGACAUACAGAUUAAUGGCCAAGUAUUUGUUUAGACCAGAAAGUGGCUAAAGGUGUGAUGUUUACACAUGGCGGACACUGGAGAUGUAUUGACAAAUAACGCAAACAGGUUUGUGACUACAGUUCAGGUGAUUCGACGAUAUUUGUUUGCUCCACCUGACUUCAGCUUUGUAGUCAAAGAUUUACCUGCAAUUAAUUUCUUUGCUGAUUCAUUGUCUCUUAAAUUUCGUUGGAAAGGAGAACUGAUGCACAAGAACACAUCGCGAAUCAUGCCAAAUAUUCUUGGAGACAAGUCUGACGAGGACAUGAGACAUGUACUGUAACAUUCCGUGCCACAGGUGAAGCCAAGGGAAGACUUCAAGUAUCCCUCUUCAUGUAAUGUCGUCAUGUGAUUUCAGUAUGAAAUAUUUUACCAACAUGUUUCUGUACAUACAUAAAUAUUUGCUGCUGUGAUACGGCAACCACCUGUCGCCAUGGCGACUGUUCUUGACAGUUAAAUCAGCUUGAUUUGUGUCGAGUAGUUUUUGAUGCACGUCAAAGGAGCUGCCCCAGAUGUUUUUUUUUAAAUAAAAGCUUUAAGAUUAUUUGCUUUGCUUCGGUAAUGUAACCAAGUGAUUGUGCAAUGGAUUAAGAUGCACACCUGUUGAGGAAUACCUUGAGUGCAGAGGUCAAGGUUCAUUCUCAGUGAGUUUGGUGCUGGUAAUGUCCCUGAUGUCCAGUGCAAGUGUUACCGACAUUACUGGGUGAUGUGGUAACUGUACCACGUGUACACAAUCUUCAGCACUUUUCAAGUAGUUUGUUAAUUUGGUGAAUGUCUGGCUCGAUUCAAAAUAGCUUGUUUUCCAUUCAACAUUUGAUUCGUUCUCUUUUAACAAUAUCGGUAACUUUCAACUGGAAUUAUAACUUUUGCACUGAUCGAACUUGAAAUAAAAAUAGAUGACUGGAUUCGCUGUAAAUAAGGAAAUAAAGCUAAGGGGCAGAAAAAUACUCUAUUUAUACAAUACAUACAUUUUGUGAAAAUAUGAAAUUUUUAUCUUUUCUUUGCGGUCGGUUUAUCUACUUGGAUGUAAAAUGAAAACUGUCUUUAUCCAGAAUAGAAAAAAAAUUUUUUUUGCUUAUCGACACCAAAUCUUAAGUUACAAGGGGAGGUAAGUCACACACUUUUCAGCGCGUGAAUUCAAAAACUUUUUUCUAACGGCUGAAGGUGUGCUGAUGAUUAUCUAACUUCAUACAUGAUAUAUCACAAAGUUGCUUGGGUACGGUAUGGGAACUAAAAGGUAACACCACAGGUAAAAGACUCGACAUGCGGUUGUCGUUGGUUACCAGCCACUGAGUCCUACUGUGUUGUUAUCGUCUGAUUCGGCGUCUUAUACUAAGAUUAUUAUUUUAUGUUGCUGGAUCUUACGAAUGUUUUCCUGUUCAUCUUUGACUCAAGCUGGCAGUCUAACGUUGCAAUAAAAUGAUAAUUUCUCUGGACACAAUUGCUUCGGUAAAGAUGAUUAGUUGUUACAAUAAUGGAGGGAUUUUCCAGGGUCUGUGAACUAUUGUUGCUAAUGUAAAACACGGAUCAGAAAUUGGACGCUUUUGAGGGACACAGGACGAGUAUGUAGGAGUCAGAAAUUGUCAGACUUCCAUUUUGUUUAACUGAAUUUUUUAAUUGCCAAGAUACCGACACACAGUAGAACUCUAGUUGACUUACAAACCAUUACUCUGAUAGCACCUGUCAGAGAAAAUAGGUAAAUCUCAGUUUUGUUACUCUAACAACAACCAACUUUUGUGACCGAAAAAAAAUUGGUUCUUGUGCGACUCUCGAUACUGUGACCACAGUUCCAAGUUUUGUAACCAAGGUGAUUCGUGAAGACAGGAGUGUAACCGUCAACGAGGAUUGGACAUGGAGAAUGUCACUGUUGUAUACUAUGCUCCUCUGAGGAUGCUGUCGUUGCUGUAAUAAUUGUUUGUUUGUUGUGCAUGUGGUAAGCGGACUACAUUUCAUUUCGUUAAUAAAAGUGUACUCGCUUUC